GGUCCCUUUUUGAGGUCUGACUUUCUCACAGCUAUGAGGAAUGCCUCAGUAGUGACAGAAUUUAUCCUGUUGGGCAUCCCACACACAGAGGAUCUGGAGGCCAUGCUCUUUGUCCUGUUUUUGUCCUUCUACAUCUUCACUCUUAUGGGGAACCUGCUCAUUCUACUGGCAAUUGUCUCCUCCACUCGGCUUCACACCCCCAUGUACUUCUUCCUGUGUAAACUGUCUGUGUGUGACAUAUUUUUCCCUUCUGUGAGUUCCCCCAAGAUGCUCUUCUACCUCUCAGGAAGCAGCCGAGCCAUCUCUUAUGCAGGCUGCGUGUCCCAGCUCUUCUUCUACCAUUUCCUGGGCUGUACCGAGUGUUUCCUGUACACAGUGAUGGCCUAUGACCGCUUUGUUGCCAUAUGUUACCCUCUACGCUACACCAUAAUCAUGAGUCACAGAGUGUGUGGAGUCUUAGCCAUGGGAACCUCUUUGUUUGGCUGUAUUCAGGCCACCUUUCUAACCACUCUCACCUUCCAAUUGCCCUACUGUGGCCCUAAUGAGGUGGACUAUUACUUCUGUGAUAUCCCAGUGAUGCUGAAGCUGGCUUGUGCAGAUACCUCAGCUCUGGAGAUGGUGGGGUUCAUUAGUGUGGGCCUCAUGCCCCUCAGCUGCUUCCUUCUCAUCCUCACCUCCUACAGUCGUAUCGUCUACUCCAUCCUGCAGAUCCGCUCUGCAGAAGGCCGGCGUCAUGCCUUCUCUACCUGCAGUGCUCACCUCACUGCUAUCCUGCUUUUCUACAUGCCAGUGGUCCUCAUCUACCUAAGGCCAACUCCAAGUCCCUGGUUGGAUGCAACUGUUCAAGUCCUGAAUAACCUGGUGACCCCUAUGUUGAACCCCUUGAUCUACAGCCUCAGGAAUAAAGAGUUCCAGAGAGAGAAACUGUAACGUGGGCAUCUGAAAUGGAAACCUAGCACACGGAUGCCAAAAGUGGAGCUGAGAUGAUGGCUACUCACAUGGCAUAGGGGGCAUUGUAGAAAGAGGCUUUCAGAGGAGUGUUCACAGGAGUAGAAGCCUGUUCUGUGUGUUUCUCGCUCUCCCUGGGAUCCUGCUGAUUUCUUCUAAAUCGUAUUGAUUGAAGUGAAUCAAUAACUAGUCAGAAAUUAAAGUUUCCAUCACUUGAUAUGCAACUUUUUUUUGGUCAAGAAUACUGACUUUAUCUUUACAGAAACAAUUAUUCAAGCUAAAAGAAUAACAUUAUUUUUUUAAAAAGUAACGUUAUUUGUGUUUUGCUAGUUCACUUAGGGUAACAGGAGCAAUAAUGCCUGUAGUUAUUGCAAUCCUAAAUUUGUGAGAAAUAAUCUAAUCUAUUAUUUAUUAUCCUCUUUAUUUUACAUCCCUUGUUUAAAAAAUAUUUAAAUGCUUGUUUCAAUAAUAUUCUGCAAUGGCGACAUCAAAAAACCAUCCUUCAUUGUCCUGUUGGAAGUCUUUUUACAAAAAAUGCUUUUAUUUAAUAGCAAACAAUUCAAAAAUAAUAUUAAUACAAAAUAUGUAAACUAUAAAGAACUAUGAUACCAUGAACACUGGUGUCGACUACCUGGUUUAAGGAAGAGAAUCGUGUCGGCAGCUUGGGUGUUCCCAGUGGACCCCAGCCUGAUUCCAUACCCUUCACUCCCUCUAGACGUCAUCACUCUCCUGAAUUUUGUGCUUAUUAUUCCCUUGUUUUCCUUUAUGUUUUACUUCUUAUAUUUGUGUCCCUAAAUACCAUGUUGCAAGUUUUUGAACUUUAUAUUAAUUUAAUUCUGCUGAAAUUUGCUUUAAAUUUUACAUUUUUUGACAUAUGUUAUUUCAUAGGUUCAAGAUUAAUUCAUUAUC
Molecule: messenger RNA, 1857 nt
Organism: Equus quagga
Lineage: Eukaryota; Metazoa; Chordata; Mammalia; Perissodactyla; Equidae
Product: olfactory receptor 149
Exons: 2
Coding region: 34-930 (298 amino acids)
Biological process (GO): G protein-coupled receptor signaling pathway
Cellular component (GO): membrane
Molecular function (GO): G protein-coupled receptor activity; olfactory receptor activity
Source: RefSeq, a predicted model, not a curated record